Messenger RNA from Pterocles gutturalis (yellow-throated sandgrouse), 315 nucleotides. RefSeq names its product chymotrypsinogen 2-like. The transcript is spliced from 2 exons. The annotation marks the transcript as partial. Gene Ontology annotation, molecular function: serine-type endopeptidase activity. The record is from RefSeq and is a predicted model, not a curated record. Gene Ontology annotation, biological process: proteolysis. Lineage: Eukaryota; Metazoa; Chordata; Aves; Pterocliformes; Pteroclidae.
GUCUUCAAGAACCCCAGGUACGGCCUGCUGACCAAUCGCAACGACAUCACCCUGCUCAAACUGGCCACCCCCGCGCGCCUGUCGGCCACUGUGUCCCCUGUCUGCCUGCCCCAGGCCACCGAUGACUUCCCAGGGGGCACGACUUGCGUCACCACAGGCUGGGGGCUCGCUGACCCCAACGGUACCACACCUUCCUCGGUGCUGCAGCAGGUGGCCCUGCCGCUGCUCACCAACACACAGUGCCGGCGCUACUGGUUGUUCCGCAUCACCAAGGACAUGGUGUGCGCUGGCGGCAGCGGGGCCUCCUCCUGCAUG